AUGUGUAUCGAAGACCAAAUUCUGUAUCUGACCAUUGAACCUGUUCUGUUUUGUGAUAAGGGACAUGGGAUAUGCAACAUUGAUAAGGAUCACACUCAGGACAAUCCGACCUAUUUGAAAGAAGUUAGGGCUCAAAAACCCUUGCGGAAUAAGAUUAUGGCCGUGACUGUAUGUACAAUUUACAAAAUCAACACUGAACAACACAUUGAAGCAUUGGAAGUGUUGAAGACCACUAAGGCAGAGGGGUUCUAUGUGGCGUUUAAGACCACCCUCCCUAAUAACACCUGUCCUGCUUAUGACCGUAUCCUCCCUGUCGUAAAUAUCGGUGAGGACCCGAUCACCUGGACCAAAUCUGGAACAACUUUCUCAUUCAAAAAAUGCAUUGGCGACUGGAAAAUGUUCAAUAGAACAAACUCCAAGGUUAUUGUAUGCAUGAAACCGUUUCAUAUUCCAAAUUGGUGCAAUAUAACCGAGGCAAGAGGAUUUUGUGAGAAUAUGGGAUACAAGGUGACUGGUGUGGCUACUGUAGAAGAGUCGCGGUGGAUUUGGAAGAAAACAAAGGGGACGAGAUAUUAUUCAUUUUAUAUCGAUGGAGUACGAACUAAGAACUGUUCUUUAACGCGCUGUAACAAAUUUGAAUUUUCCGAUGGAUACACAGUUAUCGACGACGCUGUACUAAGCUCUACUAAUGCAGAUCUAUCAUUCAAUUAUGAAGGCAUUCCGGAAAACUGUCUGGGAGUGGCUGAGUUGGGUAACGUGCGGACAAUUAACGAUGUGAGAUGUGAUUCAACAAACAAAAAUGUUGGAGUGGUUUGUGGUUAUAAACUUUAUUGA
This is a messenger RNA of Caenorhabditis remanei, 834 nucleotides long. RefSeq lists its product as uncharacterized. The record is from RefSeq and is a predicted model, not a curated record. Lineage: Eukaryota; Metazoa; Nematoda; Chromadorea; Rhabditida; Rhabditidae. The transcript has 7 exons. The coding region runs from base 1 to 834 and encodes 277 amino acids.